AUGAUGGAGCCCGCCAUUGAAGUCGGCGCCCGCCGCAAGACCUUCUUCCAGACGGCUCUGCCCGUCUUUGCUUGCGGUGCCGGUCUCUUCUCCGACGGCUACGUCAACAACGUCAUCGGUUCCGUCAACACCGUCCUCAAGCUCCAGUACGGCACCGUCUACACCUCGUCCAACGCCAGCAAGUAUGUGUCGGACAUUGCCUUUGUCGGCACCGUCGUUGGCCAGCUGCUGUUUGGCUUCCUGGCCGAUCGCUGGUCUCGCUCCAACUCGCUGCUCGUGUCCACCAUCAUCCUCAUUGUCUUCACUGCCUUGGCCACUGGCUCUUACUACCACGGCGACCCUGUUGGCAUGUUCAACAUGCUGACUGCUUGGCGAUUCUUUGUCGGCAUUGGCAUUGGAGGCGAGUAUCCUGCUGGUAGUGUUGGCUGUGCCGAGACGAGCGGCGAACUCUCGUCCGGCACCCGCAACCGCUGGUUCAUUCUCUUCACCAACACCAUGAUUGACUGGGGCUUUGUCAUUGGAGCCUUUGUUCCCUACGCUGUCGCCGCCGCUACCCACGACCAGCGCCUUAGCACCAUCUGGCGAACCUCUCUCGGAAUCGGUGUUGUUUUCCCUCUGAUUCUCUUCGCUCUUCGUCUGAGGCUCAAGGAGCCCGAGGAGUUCUCCAAGAACUCUAUGAGGCACAAGACUCCCUACCUGCUCAUCAUCCGCUUCUAUGGCUUCCGAUUGCUCGUCGUCAGCAUCGUCUGGUUCCUAUACGAUUUCUCUGCGUAUGCUUUCGGUAUCUACACCUCGUCCAUCCUAUCCGGCAUCUAUUCCGAUUCCGCUCCCCUCACCACCGUUUUUGGAUGGAACACUGUCAUCAACCUGUUCUAUAUCCCCGGAACCAUGAUCGGUGCCUUUGUUAGCGACUGGAUCGGUCCCAAGUAUACUCUCAUCAUUGGCGUUUCUCUGCAGGCCGUCGUCGGAUACAUCAUGGCGGGUGUCUACGACAAGAUCUCCAAGCACAUUGCUGCGUUCGCUGUCGUCUACGGCAUUUUCCUCAGUCUGGGAGAGCUUGGCCCUGGCAACAACAUUGGUCUCCUGGCCGCCAAGACCUGUGCCACUGGUGUUCGUGGUCGUUACUACGGUAUCGCCGCUGCCAUUGGCAAGAUUGGUGCCUUUGUCGGAACCUGGGUUUUCCCCCGCAUCGAGGCUGCUGGUGGUGAUGAUCCCACCAAGGUUGCCCAGUACCCCUUCUGGGUUGCCUCUUCGCUGGCUCUCCUGUCCGCUGCCAUUACCUUCUUCUUCAUUCCCAACGUCGGCCAGGACACCAUUACCGAGGAGGAUGCCAAGUUCAGAGAGUAUCUCGAGAGCCACGGCUGGGACACCACCCAGCUCGGCCUGGGCAAAUCCGACUCCGUCCCUACUUACAGCGAGGAGGAGCAUGCUGUGCAAAAGGGAGAGUAA
Molecule: messenger RNA, 1449 nt
Organism: Trichoderma aggressivum f. europaeum
Lineage: Eukaryota; Fungi; Ascomycota; Sordariomycetes; Hypocreales; Hypocreaceae
Exons: 4
Coding region: 1-1449 (482 amino acids)
Biological process (GO): transmembrane transport
Cellular component (GO): membrane
Molecular function (GO): transmembrane transporter activity
Source: RefSeq, a predicted model, not a curated record